AAAUCUGUACCAGUUCCAAAUUUGCCAAGAAAUAUGAGAGGUGAGGUGAGACAAGACGGGAUGAGAUGGCCUCCCUCAUGCUAGCUACCACUGCUGCACACUAGCUAUAGGAGAGGUGAGGUGACUAGCUAGCUAGCACCAGCAGGCCACAGCCAGGGCACAACCAGCAACUGCAACUGCCACUGCAGCUGCAUGCAUCUGUACUUGGUGGUGAGAGGGAGGGAGCUUUAAGCCUAGUCGUCCCCUCGACCCCUCGGCUCGGCAGGCUCUUACUUGCAUGGUCCCCCUCCUCUCCGACCUCACCUCACCUCACGGCGCCCAUCCCCUUAAAACUGCACCAACUCGUAGCCAAAUUCUUGAGCUCUCUCUCUCUCACACACACACACCAACACAUCGAAGCUUGUCGCCUCACAACCUACGACGGAGCCAUCUCGCUCGAGCUAGGUGGAAUUCUUGGGGGGCAGCUAGCCAGCAGCCGGCCAUGGCGAAGCCGCAGGAGGUGCGCAGCGUCGACUCCUUCUCGCAGCUGCCGUUCAUCCGGCCGGCCCCGCCGGCGCCGGCGCCGCGGGACACCAUCCGGCUGUUCGGCUGCGAGUUCUCCAACGACCAUCAGGCGCAGGCCAAGCAGGAGGCCGCCGCCGCCGCCGACUCCCCGGACGCGGCCAACGGCAGCACGGUCACGUCGUCCGAGAGCAACGCCAAGCAGAGCGUCGGCGCCUCCGCCGCGGCCGAGAGGAAGUUCGAGUGCCACUACUGCUGCCGCAACUUCCCGACGUCGCAGGCGCUGGGCGGGCACCAGAACGCGCACAAGCGCGAGCGCCAGCACGCCAAGCGGGCCCACCUCCAGGCCUCCCUCGCCAUGCACCGCUACGUCCCCGGCCACAUGUACGGCCUCUUCAACUACCACCACCACCUCGGCCGUUUCGACCAGCCGGCGCCGCUGCCGCCACCACCGCCGGCGCACUACCCGAUGUGGACCAGCGCCAGCCCGCCGGGUCCCUACGGCGGAGGGCCAGGCUCCAUGUCGCAGCCGAUUAACGGCAGCCCGGUGCCGGGGCUAUGGAGGAUGCCGCCGACGCCCAUGGAGAAUUUCGGCAUGACCGGCCGGCACGGCGCUGACACGGCGGCCAUCCUGGUCGGGCCGGGCGGGGAGGCGGCGUGCAAGGACGAGAAGGCGGUGAUGAGCUUGCUGUCCUCGUCUCCCUCGCUCUCGUCGUGCUCGUCCACGUCGCCGGAGAAGCUAGGUAGGUAUGAAUUGGGCCAAAAGGAGAGUGUUAGCUUGGACCUCCAUUUGUAAUUCUUGUGUUUAUUUAGGUUUCUUCUUGUGGAUUAGCAUCAGUUGCAAGUGCAUGUUAAUUCUCAUAGUUUCUAAAUAAUCUCUACGUACCCUUUUUGCCGUACGUCUGAAAUUCAAGUUUAACAGGAGCUUCCUAGCCUGUGGCCCUUUAACAAGUGAUGAGGAUCAGAAAGAAGCUUCUAACUUUGUUACAACAAGAACAAAAUAUAGUAAAGAUACGCUUGUUUAA
Setaria italica (foxtail millet) is the source of this 1526-nucleotide messenger RNA. RefSeq names its product zinc finger protein 8. Bases 278 to 1297 code for a protein of 339 amino acids. The record is from RefSeq and is a predicted model, not a curated record. NCBI's taxonomy places the organism in Eukaryota, Viridiplantae, Streptophyta, Magnoliopsida, Poales, Poaceae. Gene Ontology annotation, molecular function: DNA-binding transcription factor activity. The transcript has a single exon. Gene Ontology annotation, biological process: trichome morphogenesis; response to gibberellin; trichome differentiation.